UACCCGGACACUCUGUUUUCCAGGAUCCCUGGGCAGGGACACCUCCUCUUUCCUCUAGGCCUCCCCUAAACCGGCCCUUAGGGUAUGCAGAGGCAGCUGCCAGGCCCACAUACCCCCGGCAGGCCCAAGGAGGGCCACAAUCCUCAACUUCAUCUUGGAGGACCAGGGAGAGCCCCAUUUGUCACCCAGAGAGGCCGGGGACUCCGCGUGGACAGGCAGCGCGUGUGUAGGGCCGAGGUCUGCCCAGGGCUGGGCAACUCCAGCGUUUGUGCUGCUCCUGCUCCGGCAAGUGGAGGAGCUGGGCGGGCCAGAGCGGCUGUGGGAGCCAAGCUCAGAGGGUGUGGCCCCACUGUGAGCCGCAGGCCUGAGGACAGUGAGAAGUAAAGCGGUGUUCCCCUCCAGGGGCUGGUGCUGCUGGGUCUGGCAGAGAGAGUCCUGGGGGAGGGCAUCGGGCAGCGCCCACCCAGUAAGGUGGGCAAUGCCUGGUGUAGGCAGGUGGGAGGGCGGGGUCCCCCAGGGUUGGGGUCCUUGAGGAGGGGGUGACCCAGGAGGGGGCUCAUCCACAUGGGCACUUGUAUCAGCCCACAGCUGCAAGGGGUGAAUAAUUGAAGGGCAGGUCACACGAGCCUGCCCGUCACAGGAUGCCUUCCCUGCCGGAUCUGGUUACGCCCCAGAUCACAUUCUGACAUCCCGAGCUGGUGAAUAAUUAAGCUGCCACUCCUCUGAGGCAGGCCUCCAUCUCCAGGUCCCUCUCCGCGGCUUCCUCGCUGCCAGCCGAGUCGUGGGCACCUGAGGGACUACCUACCACUGCUCCCGGCUGUGCCAUCGCCACCAGCUCCCAGCCUCCUGCUCAGACCCGGGACAGCCCCUCCAUGGCCCCCGAGAUGGACCAGUUCUACAGGUCCACCAUGGCCAUCUACAAGAGCAUCAUGGAGCAGUUUAACCCCGCCCUGGAGAACCUGGUGUACCUGGGCAACAACUACCUGCGUGCCUUCCACGCUCUGUCCGAGGCGGCCGAGGUCUACUUCAGUGCCAUCCAGAAGAUUGGGGAGCGUGCCCUGCAGAGCCCCACCUCACAGAUUCUGGGGGAGAUCUUGGUGCAGAUGUCUGACACUCAGCGGCACUUGAACUCUGACCUGGAGGUGGUGGUGCAGACAUUCCAUGGAGACCUGCUGCAGCACAUGGAGAAGAACACCAAGCUGGACAUGCAGUUCAUCAAAGACAGCCGCCAGCACUAUGAGCUCGAGUACCGCCACCGGGCGGCCAACCUGGAGAAGUGCAUGUCUGAGCUGUGGCGCAUGGAGCGGAAGAGGGACAAGAAUGUGCGGGAGAUGAAGGAGAGUGUGAACCGGCUGCACGCACAGAUGCAGGCCUUCGUGUCUGAGAGUCAGCGGGCGGCUGAAUUGGAAGAGAAGCGGCGCUAUCGCUUCCUAGCAGAGAAGCACCUGCUACUUUCCAACACCUUCCUGCAGUUCUUCGGCCGGGCCCGGGGGAUGCUCCAGAACCGCGUGCUGCUGUGGAAGGAGCAGUCUGAGGCCAGCCGCAGCCCGUCGCGCGCCCACUCCCCCGGCCUGCUAGGCCCCGCGCUGGGGCCGCCCUACCCCUCGGGCCGCCUGACGCCCACCCGCCUGGACAUGCCCCCGAGGCCCCUGGGAGAGUUCAGCUCCCCCCGCAGCCGGCACGGCUCCGGCUCCUACGGCACCGAGCCGGACGCGAGGCCCGCGUCCCAGCUAGAGCCAGACCGUCGCUCCCUGCCCCGCACGCCGUCGGCCUCCUCGCUCUACAGCGGCAGCGCCCAAAGCUCGCGCUCCAACUCCUUUGGCGAGCGCCCGGGUGGCGGAGGGGGCGCCAGGAGAGUCCGCGCCCUGGUCUCCCACUCGGAGGGCGCCAACCACACGCUGCUGCGCUUCUCCGCUGGGGACGUGGUGGAGGUGUUGGUGCCCGAGGCCCAGAACGGCUGGCUCUACGGCAAGCUGGAGGGCUCGUCCGCGAGCGGCUGGUUCCCCGAGGCCUACGUGAAGGCUCUGGAGGAGGGGCCCGUGAAUCCCAUGACCCCCGUGACCCCCAUGACCUCCAUGUCCCCCAUGACACCCAUGAUGCCCAUGAACCCCGGGAACAAGCUGCCUUCCAGGUCCUACCCACUCCGGGGCAGCCACAGCCUCGAUGACCUCCUGGACCGGCCGGGCAACUCCAUAGCACCCUCGGAGUACUGGGAUGGCCAGUCCCGCUCCCGCACCCCAAGCCGGGUGCCAAGCCGUGCCCCGAGCCCUGCACCUCCACCCUUGCCCAGCAGCCGCCGCAGCAGCAUGGGCAGCACAGCAGUUGCCACUGACGUCAAGGUGAGCCCUCGCCCGCCCUCUCUUGGGGCCUCCAGCGGGCAGGGAGGCAGGAGAGCAGGGAUCCCGAGGCUCUGUCACCGGCUGUCUGGCAGGGGACCCGCCUACCUGGCCUCAGUCUGUUCCUCAGUGCAGGGAGGGGUGGUGUGGGGCUGAGUCUGGGCUGAAGGGGAAGACCAGGGUCUCAGGGCAGGGUGUGGCCUGGGGCUGGCCAGUAGGACGGGGCUGGGGGAGGCCAGGGAGGGCAUCUCCGAUGGAGCCACCCCGGUCUUAUCCUGGGGGCGUGGUUAGUCCUCGGAGGUGGUGCUCUGGCCCAGGGGUUUCUCACUUCUGCAACCCACAGAAUUCUGGGCUUCAGAACGUCAGGGUCUCAUUUCCCAGGAGCCUGGCAUGGCAGGGGCUCUCUGGCCCAGUCCUCUGCCCUUGGGCAUGGGGAGAGGGAGGGGAGGAGCAAGGGAUUGCUUGCCCCUCUCCCCACCAAACCAGCCCUUCCCCACCCCCACUGCAGAAACUGAUGUCCUCAGAGCAGUACCCACCACAGGAGCUCUUCCCGAGGUGAGUCCUCACAUGGGGCCCAAACAGUGAGGAGGGUGGCAGGUGCGGUGGCACACACUUGUAGUCCCAGCUACUAGGGAGACUGGGGCAGGAGGAUCUCUUGAUUCCAACAGUUCAACAUCAGCUUGAGCAACACUGUGAGACCCUAUCUCUUAAAAGAAAGAAAAAAAGAUGAAGUGGGGCAAGGAGUGGAUGGAGACCAAAUAGGGGCAGGAGGCAGGACCCAGCUCAGUUGCCCAGCUGCCUUCCUGAGCCACGGCCAGGUGGGGAUCAUCUGCCCUUCUCACCCCCUUCUCUCCUCCUACAGGGGCACAAAUCCUUUUGCCACCGUCAAGCUUCGUCCCACCAUCACCAAUGACCGCUCAGCACCCCUCAUCCGCUGAGGCGGGGUCCGAGGUCGUACCCCACAGUGCACCUGCCCAGGGGCUGUUCAGAGCUGGCAAUGGCAGUGACAGCAGCAACAGCAGCAGAUCCAAGAAGCGGGGCCCUGAGACGGGGGGUGGCUGCCCUCCCCAGACCACCCCGGCAGCCUGAGCAGCUCCAAAGCACUGGCUUGGGGUCCGAGACCUUCAAAGUAAAGCAGGCGGAAUAGGGGGACAGGACAAUUUCUCCCCCCCCAGGGGCUCCAGGACUCUCCCUGGGGGGCCCACCUCUUGCCCCCUAACCUCUUUCCCCCUUUUCUGCCCCCGUGGGGAGGAGCCCCUUGUACCUGCUCCGUGCCCAACACAUGCCCUCUCUGUACAUCUUUUGUAAAUGAUGACAAAUAAAGGAAGUGGACGCAAAGUGAUGCGGCAGCAG
Gorilla gorilla gorilla (western lowland gorilla) is the source of this 3689-nucleotide messenger RNA. It is a transcript of the gene BAIAP2L2, whose product is annotated as BAR/IMD domain containing adaptor protein 2 like 2. Bases 873 to 2492 code for a protein of 539 amino acids. The transcript is spliced from 12 exons. The record is from RefSeq and is a predicted model, not a curated record. Gene Ontology annotation, molecular function: protein binding. Gene Ontology annotation, cellular component: nucleoplasm; cytosol. Gene Ontology annotation, biological process: positive regulation of actin filament polymerization; plasma membrane organization; actin crosslink formation. Lineage: Eukaryota; Metazoa; Chordata; Mammalia; Primates; Hominidae.